AUGGCCGGCAGGGGCUGGCCAACACCCGGCAAUCGUGGAUUGGUGCUGACGUCGCGGAACGCCGAGUGCGAGCAAUAUGCCACCGCGGAUCACGUGGCUUUGGAAGGACCCCCGACCGAUGAGGCGAUAGGACUCCUCCUGAAAGCCGCCAACGUCGUUCGGGAGCACCGUCCUCGGUCGGAAGACGAUGCACGGAGGGUGGCCGUCUUGCUCCAGUCGCAUCCUCUUGCCCUGAUCCAGGCGGGGGCUUAUGUGAAGCGAGGUCACCGUCGCCUAGGAGACUACCCGCGAGUCUACGAGCGUCAACGGAAGCGACUUCUCGAGUUCGGACCGUCGCAAGCUCAAUCACGGUAUCGCGAUGUGUACGCGACGUUCGAGGCGUCGGUAGAGAUUCUCCAGACAAGUCCGACCGAGUCGUCGCGAGAUGCACUGGAGUUGCUGCCUCUGCUGGCGGUGUGCGGGCCGAGUCAACUGCCAUUGUUCGUGUUUGAGUCACCAUGGAAGGGAGCGCAGAGGAUCGCGGCCCGUGAGCCUGGCGACGAAGAUGGGCUUGGUCUGACGACGUGGCAUGCGUCUCAACUGCCAUCACUAAUCCCAGCCCAUGAAGACGCGUGGGAUUCUUUCCGGCUGGUGGAGGCCGUCAACAUGCUCAAGGCCUUUGCCCUGGUGUCGACAGAUGUGGAUGAGGAACACGUGUGUGUAUCGAUGCAUCCGUUGGUGCAUACGUGGGCAGGCGACCGUCAAGAUGAUCGGCAACAACACGGGUCCUGGGAUGGGAUGUAUUAUGGCGGCGUCGCAGAGCGUUUCAGAAUGCGCCUGGGACCGCCGUGA
Molecule: messenger RNA, 831 nt
Organism: Fonsecaea multimorphosa CBS 102226
Lineage: Eukaryota; Fungi; Ascomycota; Eurotiomycetes; Chaetothyriales; Herpotrichiellaceae
Exons: 2
Coding region: 1-831 (276 amino acids)
Source: RefSeq, a predicted model, not a curated record